Molecule: messenger RNA, 917 nt
Organism: Anopheles nili
Lineage: Eukaryota; Metazoa; Arthropoda; Insecta; Diptera; Culicidae
Gene: mRpL15
Product: 39S ribosomal protein L15, mitochondrial
Exons: 2
Coding region: 1-873 (290 amino acids)
Biological process (GO): translation
Cellular component (GO): mitochondrial large ribosomal subunit
Molecular function (GO): structural constituent of ribosome
Source: RefSeq, a predicted model, not a curated record
AUGUCCGUAAAACAUACCACAGAAAAGGCUCUACAAAUGCUAAGGACGCUGCCACGUGUCACAAUCGGAAACAUACGCGACAACCCGCAGUCGAAACAGAACUCCAAACGAGGCCGUGGACAACAUGGAGGAGAUAAACACGGCGCUGGUAAUAAGGGAUCUGGCCAACGACAGAACUAUAUGCGACUCGGCUAUGAAACCGGUAACACCCCGUUCUACCUUCGCUUCGGGUACGAGCCGUACUACAAAGGGCACCAUUUGAAGCGCGAGUAUCCUCCGAUUAGCUUGCACCAGCUGCAAAAGAUCAUCGACACGGAUCGGCUAGACUCACGCAUGCCCAUCGACCUCACGACCAUCUGCAACACGGGCUUGUUCGAAAUCCGGCCAGACCUGCUGCAUUACGGUGUGCAGCUAACGGACGAAGGGGCAGACGAUUUUCGCGCGAAAAUUAACAUCGAGGUUCAGCACGCUCCCGAACCAGUCAUUGCAGCCAUCGAACGCAACGGUGGCGUAAUCCGGACCGCUUACUACGACCCUCACAGUCUGUACGCGGUCGUUAACCCCAAGAAGUGGUUCGAGAAAGGUGUCCCCAUUCCCAGGCGCAUGCUUCCACCACAGGACGCCGUGGAGUACUACACGAGCGCACGAAACCGAGGCUACCUGGCCGAUCCGGAGCAAAUCAGCCAAGAGCGGCUCGUGUUAGCGCAGAAGUAUGGUUACACGCUACCCAAAAUCGAGGAUGAUCCUGAUUACGAAAUGCUUGUGCAAACCAAAGACCCACGGCAGAUUUUCUACGGUCUGAACCCGGGAUGGGUGAUCAGCUUAAAGGAUCGUGCAAUCAUUAAGGAGAAAGCUCCAACCAUACAGGUUUAGCGCGGCGUUAGUUGAAUUGAAAUACAUUACGCAAAGCAUUUCGA